AUGUCUAUACUGCCAUUCACCCCCCCGAUUGUGAAGAGGCUUUUAGGCUGGAAAAGGGGUGAACAGAUACAUGGACAGGAGGAGAAAUGGUGUGAAAAGGCAGUGAAAAGUCUUGUAAAGAAAUUGAAGAAGACAGGACAGCUGGACGAGUUGGAGAAGGCCAUCACGACCCAGAAUAUCAACACCAAAUGCAUUACCAUACCAAGGUCUCUAGAUGGUCGUCUCCAGGUGUCCCAUCGCAAAGGCCUUCCCCAUGUCAUUUACUCUCGUCUGUGGCGUUGGCCAGACCUGCAGUCGCCCCACGAGCUCCGGGCCAUAGAGCUGUGUGAGUACGCCUUCCACACCAAGAAGGACGAGGUGUGUGUCAACCCUUACCAUUACCAACGCGUCGAGACACCAA
Molecule: messenger RNA, 400 nt
Organism: Salvelinus namaycush (lake trout)
Lineage: Eukaryota; Metazoa; Chordata; Actinopteri; Salmoniformes; Salmonidae
Product: mothers against decapentaplegic homolog 3-like
Exons: 2
Biological process (GO): SMAD protein signal transduction; regulation of transcription by RNA polymerase II; cell differentiation
Cellular component (GO): heteromeric SMAD protein complex
Molecular function (GO): DNA-binding transcription factor activity, RNA polymerase II-specific; I-SMAD binding; RNA polymerase II cis-regulatory region sequence-specific DNA binding
Source: RefSeq, a predicted model, not a curated record